Xyrauchen texanus (razorback sucker) is the source of this 2088-nucleotide messenger RNA. It is a transcript of the gene ik, whose product is annotated as IK cytokine. Gene Ontology annotation, biological process: mRNA splicing, via spliceosome. The record is from RefSeq and is a predicted model, not a curated record. The transcript has 20 exons. Bases 101 to 1732 code for a protein of 543 amino acids. Lineage: Eukaryota; Metazoa; Chordata; Actinopteri; Cypriniformes; Catostomidae. Gene Ontology annotation, cellular component: nucleus.
UGUGACGUUAGCAGAUGUACUCUCACUCUAUAUUGAACCCUUGGUGAAAAAGAGCGUGCGUCAGUCAGUUGUGUUUAAGAGCGAUUUGUUAGAUCCUAUCAUGCCUGAGCGCGAAUCUGAUGUGUACUCGAAUCCUCUGGCUCCAGAUGGCCAUGAGGUGGAGGACCAUCGGUCAGCGCUGCAAUCCAAGCUGACCAAUGAUGACUUCAGGAAGCUUCUGAUGACCCCUAGAGCCACCCCAUCCUCAGCGCCACCCUCUAAAUCACGGCAUCAUGAGAUGCCACGGGAAUAUAAUGAGGAUGAGGAUCCUGCAGCGCGAAGACGGAAAAAGAAAAGUUACUACGCUAAACUGCGGCAGCAAGAGAUGGAGAGAGAGCGCGAAUUGGCAGAAAAGUAUCGUGAUCGUGCUCGAGAGAGACGUGAUGGUGUUAAUAAAGACUAUGAGGAGACUGAGCUCAUCAGCACCACUGCCAACUACAGAGCUGUGGGGCCCACCGCAGAAGCGGACAAAUCUGCGGCGGAGAAGAGGCGUCAGUUGAUCCAGGAGUCCAAGUUCUUGGGUGGUGACAUGGAGCACACUCACUUGGUGAAGGGUUUGGAUUUUGCCCUGCUGCAGAAGGUCAGAGCUGAAAUCACUAGUAAAGAAAGAGAAGAGGAAGACAUGAUUGAAAAAGUGCAAAAAGAAGUCAAGAAAGAUGAAGAUCCAGAGCAGAAGAUUGAGUUCAAGACUCGUCUGGGAAGAAACAUUUACCGCAUCCUGUUCAAAGGACGUCAGAUGGAGCGAAACGAGCUGUUCCUACCAGGUCGUAUGGCGUAUGUGGUGGAUCUUGAGGAUGAGUAUGCUGACACGGACAUCCCAACCACCCUCAUCCGCAGCAAAGCUGACUGCCCCACCAUGGAGGCUCAGACGACACUCACCACCAAUGACAUCGUCAUCAGCAAACUGACGCAGAUCCUAUCAUAUCUGAGGCAGGGCACACGAAACAAAAAACUCAAGAAGAAGGACAAAGGGCGUUUGGAUGAGAAGAAAGCCCCAGAGGCAGACCUGAACAUCUUCGAUGACAUCGGAGACUAUAUCCCCUCUACCUCCAAAAGUAGCAGAGACAAAGAGAAGGAGCGCUACCGUGAGAAAGAGAGGGAGAGGGAGAAGGAUCGUGAGCGGGAGAAGGAGAGAGAGAGAGAUGAAGAGAAAAGACGACACAAUUACUUUGAGAAGCCUCAAGCUGAUGAGGAGGCCAUGGACAUUGAUAAAGGUCCAGACUCCGUGAAGGACCAGAUCAAGUUGAUCAAUGAGAAGUUUGCUGGAACUGCUCAGUGGCAAGGACAGGAACUUGGAAACCGACGUGAGGAGAAGAAACAUCUUGGAGAUUUCUUUGGGAUGUCAAACAGUUAUGCUGAAUGUUACCCUGCCACAAUGGAUGAUCUUGCUGUAGACAGUGAUGAAGAGGUGGACUACAGCAAGAUGGACCAAGGUAAUAAGAAGGGUCCUCUGGGCCGCUGGGACUUUGACACUCAAGAGGAGUACAGUGACUACAUGAACAACAAGGAGGCGCUGCCAAAGGCUGCCUUCCAGUACGGUAUCAAAAUGUCAGAGGGCAGAAAGACUCGUCGCUUUAAAGAGACCAAUGAGAAGGCCGAAUUAGACCGUCAGUGGAAGAAAAUCAGCGCUAUCAUUGAGAAGAGGAAGAAGAUGGAGGCAGAUGGGGUGGAUGUCAAGCGGCCAAAAUAUUAAAGCUUCAUUUCAACAUUAUGCUGCAUGUAUAUGACAUGUGUUGUGUGCAUAUAUACAUAUAAAACAGUGAGUUAUCGUAUUAGUUAUGAGUCAUAGUUUUCAUGUUUGUUCCAUUAUUUCAUUGCUAAAAUGAAUUUGAAAGCCCAAAAUAACCCCAUUGUCUGUUUUUGUUCCAUCUGAACUGUGGCUUUAUUUCAUUAUAUAUUCCUCUAAAUAACCCAAAAAAUUAUUACUGGUACUAUAUUCUUUUAGUAUUCAAAGAGCUCUUGUAUGGUUAAUCAGUGAUUCCAGGCCAGGAGUAUUUCUUUGAAAUAUUGUGAUUUUUGUUUGCUUAUUAAACAGAAACAUUCAACUUG